GCACUGUGCCAUUUUAGGCAGAGGUUGCUUAAGGGCAAUGACAAGAGAGUAGGCACCAACUACAAGGUGGUUGAGUAGUACUUCCCCACUUCACCAUAUAUAUAUACUGUACACCCCUGUCCUAGCGUUCCCAUACCCUCCCAAAGCAUUUCUUCUCUUCUCUUACACCUUCUUCAACCCUCUGUUCCCUUAAAAGAAUCGAUCAAUCUUGAUCACGAUGGGUUCAACAGGUGAAACUCAGAUGUCUCCAGCUCAGAUAUUAGAUGAAGAAGCGAAUUUUGCCAUGCAACUGAUCAGUUCUUCAGUGCUACCUAUGGUCCUCAAAACAGCCAUUGAACUUGACCUUCUUGAAAUCAUGGCUAAAGCUGGCCCUGGUGCUCUCUUGUCCCCAUCCGAUAUAGCUUCUCAUCUCCCUACCAAAAACCCUGAUGCACCUGUCAUGUUAGAUCGUAUCUUGCGCCUUCUGGCUAGUUACUCCAUUCUUAUUUGCUCUCUAAGAGAUCUUCCUGAUGGGAAAGUUGAGAGACUCUAUGGUCUUGCUUCUGUUUGUAAGUUCUUGACCAAGAAUGAAGAUGGUGUCUCUGUUAGCCCUCUCUGUCUCAUGAACCAGGACAAGGUCCUCAUGGAAAGUUGGUAUCAUUUGAAAGACGCGAUUCUUGAAGGAGGAAUUCCAUUUAACAAGGCCUAUGGAAUGACUGCAUUUGAAUAUCAUGGCACGGAUCCAAGAUUCAACAAGGUUUUCAACAAGGGAAUGUCUGACCAUUCUAAAAUUGCCAUGAAGAAGAUUCUUGAGACCUACAAAGGCUUUGAAGGCCUCGCAUCCUUGGUGGAUGUUGGUGGCGGGACUGGUGCUGUGCUUAGCACAAUCGUCUCCAAGUACCCUUCAAUUAAGGGCAUCAACUUUGAUUUGCCUCAUGUCAUUGCGGAUGCCCCAGCUUUCCCUGGUGUGGAGAAUGUUGGUGGUGACAUGUUUGUUAGUGUGCCCAAAGCAGAUGCUGUUUUCAUGAAGUGGAUAUGUCAUGAUUGGAGCGAUGAACACUGCUUAAGAUUCUUGAAGAACUGCUAUGAUGCGCUGCCGGAAAACGGGAAAGUGAUCCUUGUUGAAUGCAUUCUCCCUGUGGCUCCUGACACAAGUCUUGCCACCAAGGGAGUCAUGCACGUUGAUGCCAUAAUGCUGGCACAUAACCCCGGAGGAAAAGAGAGGACCGAAAAGGAAUUUGAGGGCUUGGCCAGGGGAGCUGGCUUCAAGGGUUUCGAAGUGAUGUGCUGUGCAUUCAAUACGUACGUGAUUGAAUUCCGCAAGCAGGCCUAAGGCUCAAAAGUCCAAGUUAUUUUGAGUUCCAUAAAAGAGAGUUGUUGUCUGCCUGCUGGCUUUGAAAGGUGUGAUUGCUUGUUAUCUCUUAUGAAACAAAUAAGAUCGUGUCCUGUCUGCUUCUUGUUUCAAAUUACCUCCAUAGCUCUAAGAUCUCUCUUGUUCAUGCAAUGAUGAAGAAGAUUUCUUAUAGAGGUUGUAGUGAAAAAGAAAGCAACUCGUCUUUUAUCUUGCAAGAUCAUGAUGAAUAUUGUUCUUAACAAGAA
Molecule: messenger RNA, 1578 nt
Organism: Populus trichocarpa (black cottonwood)
Lineage: Eukaryota; Viridiplantae; Streptophyta; Magnoliopsida; Malpighiales; Salicaceae
Product: caffeic acid 3-O-methyltransferase 3
Exons: 4
Coding region: 218-1312 (364 amino acids)
Biological process (GO): methylation
Molecular function (GO): protein dimerization activity; S-adenosylmethionine-dependent methyltransferase activity; O-methyltransferase activity
Source: RefSeq, a predicted model, not a curated record